Molecule: messenger RNA, 855 nt
Organism: Phascolarctos cinereus (koala)
Lineage: Eukaryota; Metazoa; Chordata; Mammalia; Diprotodontia; Phascolarctidae
Gene: MRPL28
Product: mitochondrial ribosomal protein L28
Cellular component (GO): mitochondrial large ribosomal subunit
Molecular function (GO): structural constituent of ribosome
Source: RefSeq, a predicted model, not a curated record
AGCUCUCCCAGCCUGUCAGAGAAAGAGGAGGGAGGGGACGCCGGCUUCGACUUCCGCUUCCUCUGGGCCGCCGGUGCUAUAACUCUCCUAAUGCCGCUGCACAAGUAUCCUGUUAAACUCUGGAAAACCUUGAAGCUGAGGCAAGGGAUUUACUCUCGCUUGCCUGAACACUACCUCAAAUCACUGCAAACUGAAAGGACACCCACAGCAGUCCAUUAUAAACCUCAUGGGGUCAAGUAUAAGAUAAAUCCAAAGAAUGGACAACGUGAGCUUGUCCAGGAUGUUCCCAUCCCACUCUACUUUCCCCCUGAGUCCCAGAAGGGACUCUGGGGUGGUGAGGGCUGGAUCUGUGGUUAUAGAUAUACCAACAAUGACAAGCUCUCAAGGCGCGUGAGAAAGACUUGGAAGCCCCAUCUGUAUGAACGAGAGCUUUACAGUGAGAUCUUGGACAAGAAAUUCAAAACAAUGGUGACCAUGAGAACUCUGGAUCUAAUUGAUGAAGCCUAUGGAUUUGAUUUCUAUAUCCUCAAGACUCCAAAAGAGGAUCUGUGCUCCAAGUUUGGAAUGGAUUUGAAACGAGGAAUGCUAUUGCGUCUUGCCCGGAGGGACCCUCAGCUCCACCCAGAUGAUCCAGAAAAGAGAGAAGCUAUUUAUAGCAAGUACAAGGAGUUUGUGAUCCCAGAAGAAGAGGCUGAAUGGGUUGGGCUGACAUUAGAGGAAGCAGUGGAAAAACAAAGGCUCCUGGAAGAAAAAGAUCCUGUCCCUCUGUUCAAAGUGUACGUGGAGGAACUUAUUCAGCAGCUUCAAGAGCAGGCACUCUCGCAGCCAGCCGUGAUGCAAAGGAAAGCCUAGUGG